AUGAAUUCAAGGUCGCAGGUAGUAGAACAGGCCAUGUCAUCUAGGCUUAGUGGUUUGCAGAUAAGUAGUAAUCAAUCAAGCGGGCUGUACAGAGCGAAAGCCACCCCACCUGUUCUCAAGACACAUUCGGGUACUUCGCAAAAGGCUACUAAGUUUAUACCACAUCCCCCUCACAGACCAGUUGGAAUUCAAAGGACUCCAACAAGGACGGAAGGAAAAGGUGUUAAACCACCUCUGCCACCAUCUGAACCCAAAUCAAGAAAAACCGCCGUGAGGAAGUUUUAUGAUAUAAAAAAACAGGAAAAUAUCGUUGAUGAAGGGCGAGUCAGUGGUGAUGGAGAGUCUUUGGAAAAUGAGGAAUAUUUUGAAAAAACUCGGUGUCCAUCGUGGGAACGCAUGCCUGGAGAUGGCUGUAUUUCUGACAUUGCUGAGGAAGAUGAAGAAGCAGAAGAGGAAAAUUCCGACCUAGAGGAAAAUGAUAGUGAGAAUGACGUUGAUGCAGAGUGUAAUGAUGAUGACGAUUUUUAUGACUGUGAAGAGCUGGAUGAAGGUCAGUGAAGCAGUUAAAAAGGCCUUUGUAGGGACUGGCUUAGGAUGUCCCUAGCCUAAAUUUAUAAACCCAAUUUUUUCCUUUCCAUUAAUUUUAUAAUAAAUUGUUGUGUUUUUUAGCAUUAGUUUUUUAAAUAGCUUAGUUUUCUUUUGAAAUCAGCGGUUAACAAUAGAAAACAAUGAAAUGUCAAUAACAGCUGGAAGGGCUGGAAGGGCUUAUUGUAAUGUUUUAGCUGAAUGAAGCCUCUGCCAGGUUUUCAAGUUAACCUCACUGGCUUCUUUCAUGAGGAGAAAAAAAUAAAACAACAUUUUAAUAUUAAGAGCACAGACUCAGUAUCGACUGUAUGGUGAAGUUUAUUCUUGAUAAGUCUUGAUAAUUAUUAUUUUGAUCAUUUAUGGCAAGUGUACGAUUACUGUACCUUUCAUCUAUUAACUUGAUUGUGAUAUGGCUGAAGGAUAACUAUAUAUGUGGGAGUUAAUUUUUUACCUCAGGUAAUUUUUAUUUUUCCUUUGUUUCAAUUUUAUUAGGAUACAUUACCAUACCCAAAAACAAAGGAAACACAAAAAUUACCUGCGGUAAAAAAUUAACUACAACAUAUACAUUUAUAUACCUUGAAGUUCUACUACCAUAAAAGUGUUUGCUUAACGACCUUUUAAUGCCAGACAGAUACAUGUAUCCAUUAUUGGUUAGAGACGCCACCCCCAACUCUGACAUCUUGUAAACUGCCAUGUUUCAAGCUGAUAACGCAAAACCUUCAAUAGAGUACCGAAGUGAUGACGUCAUAAAAAUGAAAUUUGUGAAAUUAUGGGAUUUGUUAAGAUAUUCUGAAAGAACAACGUCCAAGACACCUACUCGCCAAAAAUUAGCAAUUCGGGGCAAAUUGUCUCUGAGAUAUUAGCCCAGUUAUGCUGUGACGACUCCAUACAAAUCCUUCUAAAUUUGGCUUGGUUCAUAAGAUUAGGAACCAGGUAAGAUUUAGAAGGAUUUGUAUGGAGUCAUCGGAGCAUAACUGGGUUAAUAUCUCAGAGACAAUCUGCCCCAAAUUGCUAAUUUUUGGCGAGUAGGCGUCUUGGACGUUGUUCUUUCGGAAUAUUUUAACAAAUCCCAUAAUUUCACAAAUUUCAUUUUUUAUGACGUCACACUUCGGUACUCUAUUGAUUCAUGAGUUGAAUUGUUUAUUGUUUUUAUGGUUGUCUUUGGUGAUGUCAUAAUUUAAUAUUCUAAAAUAAUUAAUAUAAUCUGUUGUAGUCAAAAUCAAUGACUAAACCCUUCAAAACUCAUCCCGUUGAAUUGUAAGACUGAAUCGUUUGUUACACAGCUGGUUUCUCCAAUAAUGAUGAUGACAAUGAUGAUGAUGCUUCUCAGUCUAUGAUAAGUUCUGCUGCCUCUUCCCGUGUUUCCACGGCUAAAGGAAGAGCAUCAAGUGCAAGAUUGACAGAUGUUGACAGAUGGUCUAGUGCUCUAGGGCCAUCAAAGCCCUUGUCAUCAAUAUCAAGUAGAAAAACCAAUGCAUGGUCGGCGUCAGGUGAAGAUGACAAGCAGGAGGAGCUUGAACCUCUGGUGCGGAGCUUAUUUGCCCAUGUCCCACCAACAGUUUAUUUUUUUGUCGAGGGUGAAAAAGGUAUUUACAACUUUGAGUGCUUUCCAUUGGAAUAUUUUGGAACAGGAUUUUUGAUCCGAGAUACUUCGGAUCAUGGUGCAUUGUAAAGUACAAUCCAUGUACAAAUUCUCUUAACUGGUCUCCAUACAUUUUCUUAAAGAACAAGUUGGGACAAUUUGGCAAAAGAUCAAAGCAUUUCUCUGUAGGUGAUCAUUUUAUUGAAUCUCAUUACCUUUCCUCUCAUUAUUAUGUUUUGUUAUGUUAGGAGAAAACUGAUGUUGAUCAUUCUAGGGACUUCAAGGGUCAAAUCACGUUGCAUUUUGCAAACAUGGUCCGUAGAACUUACAGUAUACUGUAGACCUCAAAAUUGACCCACAAAGCAUUGCCUUAUUAUUAUGGUGCUUACUGUUUAAUUGUAAAUGAUGUGUUUUUGUAUACAUAUAUGUUGUUAUACUAAUGAUAUUAUUGUCUUUUUCCAGUGACUCCACUUUCUGCUGAAUUGCGGAAGCUGCUGAGAUGGAAAAUGAGUUCCAUAACCCCAAAUGUCAUAAAGCAGUGUAUUGCAAGAGUUGGUUUUAAACCAACUAAAAGUAAGCUUCCAUUGGUUAAUAUUUAUUGAUGAUGUUCUACAGACCUUUUCAAUGUAAUAAGAUCGUAUUCCACUUUACACUAAGCUUGUGUUGAGUGUCCUGCUUUAGUAUCCGAGCAUAUAAGCCUUGUAGAAGAGGGAAUGCUUGUAAUAUGGUAAAUGUAAAUGUAGUAUCUGUUAGUUAGUCUAAAUAUCUAAUAGCUUUUAAUUGAGUUAUCCUAUCUAUUUUUAAUAAUUAAACAGGAAAUGAUUGGUUAGGAUAUUGGGGAAAGCACAUGAAGGCAAGCUGUUUCAAAAGUGUGAGAGACUAUCAAAAGGUGAGAGAGCUUAUUUGAGGUUGGCACUUAUUUAAGGGCGGCAUUUAUUGGAAAGUUGGAGGUGACAAAGAAUUGUAUUAGCCACAUCACAGAAUUAUUAUUUUAACAGAAUAAACAUCAUUUGAUUUUGAUUGUAUCAGGGCCGCAGCGCCUAUUCAAGGCCACAUAUAUUAUUUGAGGGCAGCGCUUAAUCGUGGGCUGCCCUUAUUUGAGUAAAUACCGUAUUCAAACACCUAUCAUAACCCUUCCCCACCCCCCUUCCCAGAGUUACACACAUUUGCUGUUUUAUCCCAUUAAGAACUAGACUCAGUGUUAUUCUUUCCAAACCCGCAGGUCAAUCAUUUUCCUGGGACAUUUCAAAUUGGAAGAAAAGACCGACUGUGGAGAAAUCUGUCCAGAAUGAUGGUUCACCAUGGAAAAAAGGUUGGUGUUUAAAUGUUGUUGAAUCUUGCACGAGAGUCCUGUAAAUUAAACUGAUAGAAAAAAAGUAGAACCUGUUGAUAUUGGAGUUAUGCAUGUUUUUUAAAAUACAUUAGAACCUCUAUUCAGGGGACACUUUUGGGACCACUGGUGGGACCAAGUGUUGAUCCUCUGAAUGGAGGUGCCCCUUGAAUGAAGGUGUCACAAAGGAAGAGGUUCCAUGAUGGUAACAUUCAAAAUUCUUUUGUUUUUAUUGCAGGAUUAUGGAUUUGUUCCUCAAACAUAUGUUCUUCCAUAUGACUUUAAACUUCUUAAAAGAGCUUGGGAUGAUGGAAACGGCAAACAAAAGUGGAUUUUAAAGCCGGUA
Molecule: messenger RNA, 3843 nt
Organism: Porites evermanni
Lineage: Eukaryota; Metazoa; Cnidaria; Anthozoa; Scleractinia; Poritidae
Source: the annotation of a GenBank genome assembly